Messenger RNA from Pongo pygmaeus (Bornean orangutan), 2192 nucleotides. RefSeq names its product homeobox D11 (gene HOXD11). Gene Ontology annotation, cellular component: nucleus. Lineage: Eukaryota; Metazoa; Chordata; Mammalia; Primates; Hominidae. The transcript is spliced from 2 exons. The record is from RefSeq and is a predicted model, not a curated record. Gene Ontology annotation, biological process: regulation of transcription by RNA polymerase II; anatomical structure development. Bases 288 to 1307 code for a protein of 339 amino acids. Gene Ontology annotation, molecular function: DNA-binding transcription factor activity, RNA polymerase II-specific; RNA polymerase II cis-regulatory region sequence-specific DNA binding.
GAGAGCUGGAGGCAGAGGGCAGCCGAUCCGCCUCCAGCGCGCGCUUCUCGGCGCCAGGAGCCGUCCUGGGGCGUGUUGGCGAGCGUUGAUAUAGAUAUAAGGACAUUUCUCUUCAUGGCGUCACGUGACAUAAUUACCACCAGAAUCAAUCAAGAUGAAUUGCACGUCAGCGCCCGGUGGGGAUUUUUGCUUAGUUGAUCCUGGCCCAAGCCUCUUGUGCAAUCGAUGGCUCAGGUUGGCUGCGCGGGAAGCGGCCAGGGGCUCGCUGGCGCGCACGCCGCGGAGCCAUGAACGACUUUGACGAGUGCGGCCCGAGCGCAGCCAGCAUGUACCUGCCGGGCUGCGCCUACUAUGUGGCCCCGUCUGACUUCGCUAGCAAGCCGUCGUUCCUUUCCCAACCGUCCUCCUGCCAGAUGACUUUCCCCUACUCUUCCAACCUGGCGCCGCACGUCCAGCCCGUGCGCGAAGUGGCCUUCCGCGACUACGGCCUGGAGCGCGCCAAGUGGCCGUACCGCGGCGGCGGCGGCGGCGGCAGCAGCGCGGGGGGCGGCAGCAGCGGGGGCGGCCCCGGCGGGGGCGGCGGCGGCGCGGGGGGCUACGCUCCCUACUACGCGGCGGCGGCGGCGGCAGCUGCGGCGGCCGCGGCGGCCGAGGAGGCGGCCAUGCAACGCGAGCUGCUCCCGCCCGCGGGCCGCCGGCCGGACGUGCUCUUCAAGGCGCCUGAGCCGGUGUGCGCUGCGCCGGGGCCUCCGCACGGCCCCGCGGGCGCCGCCUCCAACUUCUACAGCGCGGUGGGCCGCAAUGGCAUCUUGCCACAGGGCUUCGACCAGUUCUACGAGGCGGCGCCCGGGCCCCCGUUCGCCGGGCCGCAGCCCCCGCCGCCGCCCGCGCCGCCACAGCCCGAGGGCGCAGCCGACAAGGGCGACCCCAAGACCGGGGCUGGUGGCGGCAGGGGCAGUCCCUGCACCAAGGCUACCCCUGGCUCGGAGCCCAAGGGGGCAGCGGAAGGCAGCGGUGGCGACGGCGAGGGCCCCCCGGGAGAGGCGGGGGCCGAGAAGAGCGGCGGCGCAGUUGCCCCCCAGCGGUCCCGGAAAAAGCGCUGUCCCUAUACCAAGUACCAGAUCCGCGAACUGGAACGCGAGUUUUUCUUUAACGUGUACAUAAACAAAGAGAAAAGACUUCAACUCUCUCGGAUGCUCAACCUCACUGACCGGCAAGUCAAAAUCUGGUUCCAGAAUCGCAGGAUGAAAGAAAAGAAACUGAACAGAGACCGUCUGCAGUAUUUCACUGGAAACCCCUUAUUUUGAGAGCUCCAGGAAGCGCCCCCUCCCCAGCCCCACUCACCCACCCUCCUUCCCACCAGCCUGCUCUCCGCAGGCCCAAUGUCCUUGGGUUUAAUGACGUCUCUUCUCUGUGGAACUUCACGAUUCCUUCCCACGGUCAACUCGGGACCUCCCAGCGACCACUGCAGCCUGCGGACGAGGCCGGGACUUGGCCGAGCGGAUCCUAAUAAGGGGAAAAUGGUAAAUGCAAACGUCCCUUUACAAUUUUACCGCCAAUGUGCUGUCGUUCCUCCUCCCCCUCUCCGCGUCCUCGUGGGGACACGGCGGGGUCUCUAGGAAGUUGGGCCGGGUUGGGGGUGCUAGAAGGCGCUGGUGUUUUGCUCUGAGUUUUAAGAGAUCCCUUCUUUCCUCUUCGGUGAAUGCAGGUUAUUUAAACUUUGGGAAAUGUACCUUUAGUCUGUCAUAUCAAGGCAUGAGUCACUGUCUUUUUUUGUGUGAAUAAAUGGUUUCUAGUAAAAUGGAGGUUACAGCUUCAAUACACUGCAUGAAUUCUCCUCUUUGAGGUUUAGUGCCUCAUUAGGAUAUUUUAGUGGCCAGGACCCAUGCAACUGAAAAUCGAAUGAAACACUUUUUAGUCCCACUAAAAUAGUAGUCGUUCCGUCCCACCACCUCUAGGUUACACUGGUUUUAAAAAUCAUGUUAGUGAUGAAUUUCUGAAUUGAUGAUGUGACCAAGCAAUGCUGGCGCUGCCUUCUCCAGGCAGUAAGGCUGGGGCAGCAGGAACCUAAGAAGCAAACUCCCACCCCCACCCUAGUCUAGUGAACUUGGGAUUUCUGAAAAGACAGCAACCAUUUUAAAAAACUGGUUAGAAAAUCCAAAUGAUCUCUUACAAGCUAACAAGGAGCCACA